This is a messenger RNA of Purpureocillium takamizusanense, 2360 nucleotides long. RefSeq lists its product as uncharacterized. Gene Ontology annotation, cellular component: cytoplasm. Gene Ontology annotation, molecular function: protein prenyltransferase activity. Gene Ontology annotation, biological process: protein prenylation. The record is from RefSeq and is a predicted model, not a curated record. Lineage: Eukaryota; Fungi; Ascomycota; Sordariomycetes; Hypocreales; Ophiocordycipitaceae. The coding region runs from base 88 to 1083 and encodes 331 amino acids. The transcript has a single exon.
GCCAACGUUCAAGUUACCCGGGAGCCAGGUUGAGCUCCAGACACGCACUUCACUGCGAAUUGUGUGUCCACCGUUCAGUUUUCUCAAAUGUCCCGGGCGCUCGACAAGGGCGUCAAGGUGGCACUCAAGAAUGGCAAUCACGAGAGGGUCUUCGAGGAGAUAUCCUCGGCGCUGAUCCAAGCGCACGGCUCCCUGCUCGAGAUAGAACUGCUGGGCCAGAGCCACAUCCCAGAUGCGGACACGACGUUGCUUCAAGACGUCAACGCCAUUGCUAUACCCAAGCUGCGGCUUGUGCAGGCAUUUAUCGUCGCCAGAAGGAUACUGAACGAGCACCUUGUUCACGGGAAGGAGGUCGCGGAGGACCGGAUCCUGCGGGCCACUGCUACCAUUCUCCUCAUGGACGCCGAGCACCUCACGGCGGCGAAUACCCGCAAACGUCUCAUAUCCAACAACACUUCGAAACAUGAACACGUCAGGGAGCUUCUCGGCAAGGAAAAGUACUUCAUCGACAGCCUUCUGACGAGUCGCCUUCACCGACACACCAAGUCUCCUGUCCUCUGGAGCCAUCGCCGAUGGCUGACGGCACAGCUCGGUGACCUUGCCGCGGCGGGCGACCUCGCAGCAGACAUACGCGACGUCGUCUUCGUGUCGGCGGAGCGGCACCCCCGCAACUACUACGCCUGGUGCCACGCCCGACAGCUGGUCGCGCUCUCCGCGACGGCGCGAAACGAGCCACAGCGUGCGUUGUUGGACGGGCCGUCGCUGGUGGCGGACGCCAAGCGCUGGUGCUUCAGCCACCACGACGACGUCUCCGGGUGGAUGUUCCUCCUGUUCCUGCUCAGGGCAUGGACGGGAGAGGCCGCGGGUGUCUUUAGCGAGACGCUGCAGCUCACGGAGUCGUUCCACUGGAGGAACGAGUCCGUCUGGUACUUUCUUCGCAACGUGGUCGCCACCGGGGCGGUGGACGCGGGGCGUAAACAGCAGUUCGAGGCUGCGAGAACUGCGCUCCGGGCAGGCACGCGAGAUGGAAGCCUUGAGCAGAGGGCCCUCGACCAGGCUGCCAGCUGGGUCAAGUUCAAGUAGGCGGGGGGGCGAGGAUAGCCGACGCACCACCACGACCAGUAUUACCCCUUGCCUCUUCGUGUUGUGAAACGAGGUGCGUGGUCUAUCUUGUCGGGACGGGGAAAAAGCCGUUUUGGUGUUGCCGGGUUACCGGUCUGUGUUUAUCUGGUGCUCGUGGGAGUCUCUCUGCUACUAGUAGACGCAGUUCGGUGGGAGGAAUGUUGUCGGCCGCUGGCUCACGAGGCGCCCAUUCCGUCGCAAGGCUGUUGCACAGGCAUGCGGCGAUGGCAUCAAGUGGACGUACAGCCAUGUCGUAGCCUUUUGACGGGUGACGGGGUGCAAUGGACAGAAGCUUGGAUAUUCGACACUACGUGUGUAUCCCGAGGGCGAAGUUUGGCUGCCAUGAGCGGCGGCGGCGACGUGCAAGCUGCGUGCCCAGGCGAAGAGCGGGCGUGCACUUCUACGCAGCGAAGGUGGCCGUGAAGCUGGCCGCUUUGCAGCCAUCCGUGGACGGCAUGAGCAUCGGUUUCGGAAAGGCACAUGGGAACCGACCUAGCAGUAUUAUGUCUCAAACAUGCGAUGGCCCAUCCCAUCGUAUUGCUAAUAGUGACCCGACUUUCAACGUUCGACGUGGGACGACGUCUUAGCUUUCCCUGACCAGAUAUCAGACCACGCUGUCAGGAAGCGCGGCUGUUGCUGCUCCUGGAUAUGGUGGAUCGCCGUCGACAACCGGCCCACGCCCUCAUGAGUUGUGCUGGUUCCUUGAUCACCUCACUCUUUCACCCGAGCAUCUCUCGCCAGGACCACGGAGAUGCCCACCCGUGAAUAUGGGCAGAGAAUCACAAAGCCUCCGAAAAGUGUGAGAUGGUGACGGUGGGACGUUGCGAUGCCAGAAGAGGGUGAUUGAUAGUCUGCUACUGCCCUCUGCGGGCUAGGACGUACAGGAGCGUAAUGUAAUACUUGCUCCUACUACGCUUGUCGGUAUCUGAACCUUUGUCGAGCAUUUCGUUUGUGCUGUCUUGACCCAUAUGGUGCAAGCGAGGGAGGGCGGGCGCUUACCCUCGGGGAACAAGCACCGCGGGGCGCCAAAAUGCUGCGUGCCUUCUUUGGUCAAAUUCGCUGCAAACGAUCGCCCCCCGCCUGCACGUCGCGAGUCGUCAUCGUGAUCUCGGCGGUGCUGUGCCUCGCCGCCAAGGUCAGACAGCGUCGGCGGUGCAACGCCAGACGCGAGAUCAGGCAGCUGAGCGGCGUUGGGAGAUCGCUUGCUUUGCCAAUGCCAGGCUUGUGGGCUUUUUUUU